CGCACUUCCUCUAUUGGACGAAAUGAUAUUCAAACUCUCUCCCGCCCAGACUAUCUCACCACCAAACCUCACACGAAAUCACUUCACCGUAGCCCACUGUACGGAGGGCAUCAGCACGGCCACUCACAGCUGGAAAUCACCACCGCCACAGCCGCAGAUCACAGACUUGGUGAAAUUUGUGGAAGAAAUUGUGAGGCUCGAACAUGCUUCAUUUCCAAAUAAGCCAAUUUAUCUGGUGGGCGAUUCCUUUGGGAGAUGCCUAGCACUUGCUGUCGUAGCUUGUAAUCCAACCAUUAACCUGGUAGUAAUGUUAGCCAAUCCAGCAAGUUCAUUUGGCAGGUCACAGCUCCUACCUUUGUUCCCUCUCCUGGAGGCUAUGCCCAAUGAACUUCAUAUCACAGUGCCUUACCUUCUUAGCUUUGUUAUGGGAACAAUGAUUUCUUCUGUUGCUUGGAUAGGAUAUGAGAUGACUUUGUUGCGUGGACUUUCAGAGUAAUAUUUUGGUACAUGGUGAAGAAAUUUCACUUUUGUAUAGAACUAAUAUAAUACUUUUGUCGUCACUGGCUUUUGUGCAGUUCACUAUGAUUGAUACAGAAAACUUUUGGCAACCAACAGAUAAUUACCGGCAUGGUAGAUAGAUCACAUUUUGUCACCGUACAUAUAUAUGAUUUUUUGCCGUGGUACAUAGACGUACUUUUGUCUUCAUACAAACAUCACCUUUUGUCGUGGUACAGAUUACAAUGGUAAUUUGUACCAUGCCAAAUGGUCAUUUCACAUGGUAGUAAAUGUAAUUUUUGUAUAUGGAGGGCUUUGAUUUUUGUAUGAUUUUAUAUUUUG
Molecule: messenger RNA, 837 nt
Organism: Camellia sinensis
Lineage: Eukaryota; Viridiplantae; Streptophyta; Magnoliopsida; Ericales; Theaceae
Source: RefSeq, a predicted model, not a curated record